This is a messenger RNA of Fusarium oxysporum Fo47, 1452 nucleotides long. RefSeq names its product general substrate transporter. Lineage: Eukaryota; Fungi; Ascomycota; Sordariomycetes; Hypocreales; Nectriaceae. The transcript has a single exon. Gene Ontology annotation, cellular component: membrane. Bases 179 to 1345 code for a protein of 388 amino acids. The record is from RefSeq and is a predicted model, not a curated record. Gene Ontology annotation, biological process: transmembrane transport; carbohydrate transport. Gene Ontology annotation, molecular function: carbohydrate:proton symporter activity.
CUUUAUCGAAACGAGCUGGCAAUCUGCGCUCAGCGGUGGCUCCAACGGUGCUGCCAUCUUUGGAGCUUGGGCCUCAUCAUAUUUUGCUGAUCUGAUUGGCUUCAAACCCGUCAUUCUGAUUGCAGCUGCCAUCAACAUUGGAUCGGUUGGCGUUGAAUUUGCGUCUACAUCGAUCGAGAUGUUCUUUGCUGGCAAGAUGGUCAACUUUGUCGCAAUUGGCGCGUUCCAGAACCUCUGCACAGCAUACGUAGCUGAUGUCUCACCACUGGCCAUUCGAUCUACAACAAUUGGAUUCUGUAACCUUGCUCAAUGCAUUGGUCCCUUUAUCUCAGCCAUCCUCUCCAACUUCAGCUCUCAAUGGGAAUCCAACUGGUCCUGGCAGUCUCUCAUCGUUGCUCAAUGGGGUUUUGCUGGUGUCGCUUUGAUCGGACAGCUCUUCAUGCCUGAGAGUCCUGUCUACCUGGUCCGCAAGGGCAAGAUGGAAAAGGCCCGCAUGGCUCUUGAGCGCAUGUACUCGGACCCUGAAGACGCCUCUGGCCAUCUUGAACGUAUCAAGUUGACUCUCGAAGAAGCUGACUCACAGAAUCUUGGCUCGUACCUUGAUUGCUUCAAGGGCACCAAUCUUCGACGAUCUCUUAUCGCCAUCAUGGUGUUCCUUUCUGAGCCCAUGUCCGGUCUUGGGUUUGUCUCCAAUUAUGGCGCCCUUAUGUACCAGUACCUUGGAAUCAGCGACAAGAAGUCCUUCGAGAUUCAGAUCGGCGCUCAAAUUCUCUCCAUGUCCGGUGCGACCAUCGCUUUCCUCGUUGGCGACUUUUAUGGACGUCGACCCAUGUACCUGGCUGGAUGCAUUGGCCUCUCCCUGCUUCUCAUUUGCAUGGGAAUCUCUGGUUCGGUCAAUACCACCGCUGCUGUGACGGCCUCUGUUGGCUUUUACACCAUGUACAACUUUUUCUACAAUGUCGGUGUUGGGUCAACUGUGUACACCCUUGCAGGAGAGAUCCCCACGUCCGUCCUUCGUACCAAGACCCUUGCCAUCUCAAUCUCCAUCUCGUCAGCUGUCAACACCAUGUGGUCAUUCGUCGCCCCCUACAUGUUCAACCCUGGUUAUGGCAAUCUCAAGGCAAAGAUUGGCUUUGUAUACGGUGCUUUCAUGGUUAUCUUUGCUGUCAUGGCAUUCUUCUUUGUCCCCGAAACUCGCAUGCGAAGUUACGAGGAGCUGGACGAGCUCUUCAUGAACAAAGUGCCAACCCGUCAGUUCCGCACAUAUGUCACUCUUGCUGAGCGUCGCGCCGAGGAAGCUUAUGCAAUUGAGCAUGGGAUUAAGGAUACUGUUAAGGAUGUUUGAGACGAUCUAUCUAUAUUGGAUUUUAAAGGCGACGUAAUGCCUCAGCUGUGUUGGGAUCUCAUUGCUCCAAGUUCACGGUUAUAACUUGUCAUAGUCAGAUCUAUUAG